Molecule: messenger RNA, 1649 nt
Organism: Drosophila suzukii
Lineage: Eukaryota; Metazoa; Arthropoda; Insecta; Diptera; Drosophilidae
Gene: hdly
Product: hadley
Source: RefSeq, a predicted model, not a curated record
CCAGAGAAUCUCUCAUCAGUUGUAUGUCGAAAAUCUCGCGGUAAGCAUUGCUCUGUGCCGAUCCGCGGAAAAGCAUAAAAGUCACUCAAAAAUAAAAUACAAAAAGCCAAAAACUCAUAAAACACCCGCCAGCCAACCGAAGGAGAUGAAUCGAACUGCGCUGUCCACUGGCAGCACCAGCCGCAGACUUCCGGCUCUCUUGUUUGUCCUGCUGCUCGGCCUGGUGGCCCAGACCACCGGUCGUCCUUCGCCGGAGGACGAGAGCGACUUGGCCAUCAUACCGCCGGAUACAGACAAUGUGGAGAUCCACAAAGUAAAGUUCGUGAAUGGUGUCAUGCAGAAGGAUCACCCGGUGAUCAUGUACAAGGAGGACUUUGUCAGUGAGGAUUAUGAUCCCACUAAGAACGAGUCAAAUCCUGUUCGCCACAAGAAGCACAAGCUAACGCAUCAUCAUCGUGUGGAGCCACAGCAGGAGAACGACGGGGACCCGAUCCUUUUCGACAUCCUGCCCGACAAGCCGAUCGUGCUGGAGGAAGACCUUAAAGCUCCACUGGUCACUUCCAUCGAAGUCGCCGAACUGGCGGGACCCGUCAAGAAAGAGGCAAUAGCGAAGCAUCCCAAGAAGUACCACAGUCGCCAGCGACGACAGACCUAUGGACAAUAUCAAAAUGAACUUGUCCUCCAAUAUUACUAUGCCAAACCCCAAAAACAAGAGGUGCCAGUUUUAGUCUAUUAUAAGCGGCUUCCGGUGGCGGGUAAACCAGCCGUUCUGUCGGGACCACUACCUAAUCGUUAUAAUCCGAACCCACCUUUCAUUGAAAAUAGAGGUGAAUUUGACUUGAUACACGAAUCAGAUCCAGCACAGGCCGAUUUUACCAUAUAUAACACUACCAGGACCACGCGACCUCCAGUGACCACAAGGCCGCCGCCCUUCCCGCCCGCUGGGAGACCUAUUGCGGUAGAUCCCAUCCGGAGGCCCCAACAGACGGGGGCCCCCCCGUUGGCCGCCACUGAGCCCAAGGUCAGCAAGUGCGUAUGGGCGAUCGUGAACUGCUGCACCAGCGAUAGCAAGAAGAUCCGGUACAACUGCUUCGAGACGUUCGGCUGCCAUGGCGCCUUUUGGGGCAUCAACCCGUGUGCCGAUGAAGAUGUGAAGCAAGACGAUCUGGUGCCCUUAGCCGGUUUCUCGCCCCCCGGAUUCCCCCAAUCCGAAUCCCAACCAGCACCAGCACCAGCCCCAUCCUCAGUCUCUGCCCCCGACGUCCGUUCUCCAGGACAGAUGGUUUCCAUUUUCCACAGGACCACGGCUACCAGGAAAAUAGCACUUGCCAGCGGGCCUCGAAACUCUGCUGCUCCCAGAGAAAUAUUGGAUCCCAGUACGAGUGCUUCCACCACCACGGCUGCAACGAGAGCAUCUCGACCAUUAUAUCCACCUGCUCCUAGGAUGCGCAGGAUAAGUCCCAAUAAGUCCAUAUAUGCACUGCAAAUCUGUCUGUGACACGAGCCUCGCGUUUCAAAAGCCCCAUUUGCACCUUUAAGUUUCCCAAAUUACUAGCGGAACACAACACAUAUAAUAUACAUAUAAUUUCUAGUCGGCUUUGCCAGUGGGGCUAGCCCUAAUCAAUAAAGAUUUUGCUGUUUCAAACUAA